CAGCCCAUUCUUCCCUAACGCUUUCAUGGUCUUUUGGCUGAAGGAUUAUACCGAUUAGUUUCGGGAUAUUAAUUACAAACUGGAAGAGCAUAUAUACCGAUCACUAUAGUUUUCCUCGUUGUUAAUGGUUGCGUUCAAUUAAAUGAAACGAGGGAACUCUCUAAGACCAUGGUUUAUUCACAGAGCCGUCAGAACUGGCUCAGUGUCAACAUGGAGUCGUGUGAAGAAGAGCGUGGUCUACUAUAUCGAUAAAGCCGAAUACCCCGUGGACUAACACUGGUAUUCCAGCUCUCAUAUGAUCCUAACCCGUCUUUUCUAAAGAAUGCUGGCGUGGUACACGUGUUCUGGGAAGCUGGUGUAGGAUUACAAUAAACCGUCCCCACGCUCAGCGUGCAGCGUUCGUGCACAUAGGCCUACUGUAUUCAUUUCAGCCAGCGAGUCGGUCGACAUCACGUCUGCAACAACGCCAUUUCCUUCCUUGUACAGACGCGUUUCAACACACAACCGGUUUUUUUGUCUGGUUUUGGUUGUGGUUCAGUGGAGGUUUUGGGACAUGUAUUUCAACCGUUAAGUCUGGGCAAGAGUUCAAGAUACACGUCACGUGUGUUCGUGGCGUUUUCUUUCCUCACACUGGAAUUCUUCCAAAGCUGAAUUCAGCAAACUACCGGUGUUCUGUGGAGGGCGAGUUUUAUCUCGACGUGUCUCGAAAAGAUACGGGUCUCUUGGUGGAGUGCGGUCAUAAAGUGACCGUAAACGUCUAUUAUUACAGGGUUGACGUAACACGCGGAGACGUACCAACGAAUGCCCAGGGCCGGGCUGGCCGGCUGUGCUGAGUGCGGCGGGAAACGCUAACGGAACGGCCUUGAUCUUUGUACCGGACUAUCAAGCUGUGUGCCACGUCUGCAACGGUUUCUUCAGGGCAAAAAAAAAACGUUUCUCUGUAUUCGGCGCCAUUGUUCAGAUGCCUUUUUGACUGUGGUAGUUUCAAGUUGAGAAGCAUGGACAUCGCAGUAUAUGGAUCCAAGAAAAUGCUGAGCCCAAGACAACGCCGGGGAAGCUACUACAAGAAGAAGGGCCGGCAGGGCCGGCGGACCAAGCUGACCGGGGGGCUCCUCCGGGCCAUCUCCGAAAUCCUGGCUGAGAUGGACAUCCUGAGCAUCUCCCACCUCAGCCAGGAGUUGCUGAAUAGAGGACACAGCCUGUCGCGGUCCACCGUCUUCAGGGCUAUGGAGACGCUGGGGCUUAGGGUUGACCGGGACAGGAAGGUAUGGUGCGCUGGUCCGGUUGGGACCGAGGCUGGUGAACUGCGGUGGACGGCUAAACACAGCAACGGGGACGACGCAAACUCUACCACGCCAGCCCUGACACGAAAUAAUUCCGUUCAUGCUGACGCGGGCUUUCUUCCUGGAAGAGCAGAAGACAGUCCACCGCUUUUGUUAAACGACAUAAGUUAUUCACAGCAAACGGAAUACCGCGAUCCGAAGUUACAAUGCACUGCUAACAGAGACUCAGUGGAAGCUGAAAACACCGCGAAUGGCCUGUACACUCCAACAAACAACGAUAACACUGGCGUGACCCGAGGUGCGACAAGAGGGAACAUGAAACAGGAAAUCAACGACCAGAACCCUGCCUCUGAAGAAUUCGAACUGACUCAGUCCACUGGGGGUCAAGAAACCCUUUGUCUUGCAGACAGAUGGACAGACACGGUUCGAGACGGAGUAAGACGAGUGAGUAUGACGUCACUUGUGUCCGCGCAGAGGAGGGGAAGGAAACGGAAAUCGGAUUGUCCAGCUAAAUUUGGUUCACCCCGCAACUUAAAGGUGGACUCGACAUCUUACUGGCCAUCAACGGCUUCACCAUCAAGACAAGCUACAAGAACCUUUGAGGCUGCAGAACUAUAUUCAUCAAAGACUGAAGACGAUCAGUGGAUACCCUCCAAAAGCUCUGUCAAAGCCAAACAAGCAUCCACCUCUUCAAGUGGGGUCUAUGGACGCGAGGCUCCUGAACUUGUGACAGAGCAAAUUUUACAUCUUCAGGAGAACCAGCCUAGAAGGAACCUGAUCACAGAGAAGCGUCCGGCUGGUUUCCAAGGUCGAGCUGAACCUUCGCUGCUGUCCAAGACAACCUUGAGGCACUCUUCCUCAAAGGACAGUUUGAUCUUAGAGCCAGAAGCCUUUCAAGACGAAACCAUGGACACGGACAGGGCAAACCCAAUAAACGGAACCAGCGGUUACCGGGAGGAGCUGGUUGGCUGUCAAGAAUGGAAAGACAAAUUGAUGCUUUGUAGCAGAGAAUUAAUGGAUAGCACUUCGAAAAAAGACAAUGUGCACAGUUCAAGUACCUUUACCUUUCGGCGAGGCUACAGGUCUAAACACUGCCAAGAAACACGUGAUUCGCUGGAAGAGGAUCUCCUGCUUGGAGAAUCUGCACCACAAAGACAACAACUUCAAAAGUCAGGCUCUCAACAAUUACCUGUAUCGAAUACAGACACACAGAAGGAACUAAUGCACAAAGAUGCAGGGCAUCAAAUGCAGGGGCAAGCUGUUGCGGCAAAUUGCAGACUGAAUCGAGCUUCUAACGAGCAGCCUGUGAAGACAUAUGACAGCAGAUGGUCUGGUGCAGAGGUAAAUCGUCAGCGUCACUCUGACCAGUACCUGGGUAGGCCAUCACGGAAAGCAAGUCAGUUCCUCCCGGGCGAUCAAAUUCAGAAUAAAACAAGGGCCAAUUUAACCAUCCCAAGUUUUCAAAAUAUUCCCACGGAGCAGAAAACGUCCAGAGAAAAUGAUCCUCAGACGGCAAGGCUGCACGCACUAACUUCGAGCCUGGCUGCUAAGACAUCAUCAGUUCUGGGAAUCGAGAUAGGACGAAGAGGGAGGGAACAGUUGGAUAAACUAACCUCUGAUUCAGCUUCCAACAAUCUCAUCAGUGACUUAAGUGCAGGCAAGAAUAAAGAGACAAGUUUUCAAACUAACAAAGAACCAUUAGUAAAGCCAAGAGGCCUAGGACAGAAAGCUGUAUCAAAAUCAUCUCUACCAUCAGCCAAUGGCCAUGGUACAUACUCUCCUUCCCCUCAAGAUGAGUGCAUCCAGUCGCAACACAACACCAAUGGUGGAGGUAGUGCUCCUGCUUCAUCAUCAGUCACGCAGUGCUUUUCCAUGUUUCUGCCUGAGCUUCAAUCCUGGAUGCAAUUUGUCUCCGACAAGCUAGCAUCCAUGGAAGACCAGCUCCAAUACCUCACAGAGAUCAUCACUCAACCCGCUGAGAAGACAGAAGAGGCAGAGCCCGGGACAGUCUCUGCUGAGUCUGAUGCCAUCGAUAGUCUCAAAGAGGAGGAGGAGGAAGAAGAGGAAGAGGAAGAAGGCAGGGAUGAGAAGGUGGAGGAGGCAGGUGAAGAGGAUCCUGGGCAAAGUGAGAGCGAAAAAGAACCCGAGGGCCAGACAUGGGAGACAACCUUGCCUCCCAUUAACACACCAGAGAGCAACGAUAUGAUCAAGAAGAUCAUGAGUGAUGAACGCUGGAAUACUUUCAGCCCCUAUGUUGGCGGACCAAGGCUGGCUAUCAGGCUUGCAAGGGACUGUAUCUUUGGCUCGGAAGUCUUGUCCAAGUCGACAGUGACAGGACGGAAUGGAAUGAAUCCUCUCCAGCGAGAUGGUAUCAAGAAGAUUAAAGAGUGCCUGAUGAAGAUGUACGGCCCAAAAUGCAGUGGCGUAGAGUGUGAGAUACUGUGGAAGAUGGCACGGGAGAGUCUAUCCCAACUGUGCAAGCGCACACGGCGUCAGUUUGCAGCAGAAGCAAGUAACCAAGACGUAGAUGAUCCAGAUUAUACACCAUGAGGGGUAGGUAUUUGCAACAUAACAACUUUGAAGGGGGCUCUGUGGUCUUCUCACAUGUUAAGUGAGUAUGCUCCUCAGAUGGCCUAUGUGUACUAGUGUAACAUACUUCACGUGGUUAAUGUGCUUGAGCCAAACACGUAACCCCGAACAAUUCAAGCAUUGUAUAUAUUAUGCCACUGAUAUUUCUGAUAAACGAUGCAAAAUAAAUUCUCAAGAGAUCAAAUUCAGGAAUGCAUAUACAGGUAUAUGUUUUGUGAAUAGCGUUUGCCUUCUGCCAGUGCUUGUAUUUAAAAAAAAGGUCAGAAAAUGACUCUUAAUUUCCCUAUUUUGUCAGUAUUUUUAAUUUUGCUUUUGAUAGCCACCAUGUGCUUGGGGACCAAGAUUGCAAAAAUGAAAGACAUUUCAUACACCAAUUCACUCUAUAUACACACAAUAUAUUAGUGCAGUGGUUAAAUAAUCAUCAAGUCUACAAAAGGUUGAAAGCAGUGGGAUCCUUAAUGCUUCGUGAUGAAAUUAAGUCUACAAAUAAUGCAGAAUAAGUGAUGCUCAUGGUACAGUAACACCAGUGGAUUACCAAUUGCAAAAAAUCCCACUGACACAAAAUGUUUCAUUUAAACUUAGUAAUGUAGACCAGACAAACAGAAACAUGUAUAUACAUGUAGUCAGGUACCCCCACCAUGACUGUGUGAUGCCUUGCCUGUUCAUCCCUCAAAUGUGAACCAAUGUUCUCUCUCGUGGUAAAGGUUACAUUCAUCUGUAAUUGUGGGUGAUACACCGUAUAUCUGCAGAAAUCUAGAUGCGGCCAGGGGACCGGGGAUUUCAUAGGAGUGGUAGUAGCCAAUCA
This is a messenger RNA of Acanthaster planci (crown-of-thorns starfish), 4677 nucleotides long. RefSeq lists its product as uncharacterized. The record is from RefSeq and is a predicted model, not a curated record. Lineage: Eukaryota; Metazoa; Echinodermata; Asteroidea; Valvatida; Acanthasteridae.